CGACUCCUGACAAGACUCCGCAAACUUGUUUACUCUGCGGAGAGCAGAAAAGAAAAGAACUGCCUUUGAAUUCCUGACAUUGCUGACGGGCAGGGGAAUUGCUUGUCAUGCUCCGCGUUAGUCUCAGGGUAGGUUUCCCUUCCGCCCACGGCGAGAGGGGGACCACCGCGCUGGUUUGGUGGCACUGCUGACGUAGGCGGGGGGAGCAACCCAAGGAUGGGGUUUAAGCGGGCGCAAAGGGAGACUUUUACUAAAUACUUAACCCCAGUCGUCCUGCACUGACAGGUAGAGCCGUGCGCAUAAAGGAGAUCUUUGCUCCUUCUCCUUAUAAUAGCGGGGUGGGGGUUAGAAUGUAAACUUUGCCGGGACAGGAUAUAUGGCAGCACAAGGGCGCAUGUAUAGCUCCCACUGACAGGAUGUUUAAAUACUCCGAGCCCCCAGCUCCUCGCAGCUACUCCGUGUCUCCGCUCCGGGACUAUUUUCUGCCUCUUUUUCCCAUCGGAACGUUGGGAUCUCGCCGGGCUUCAUGAUUUCGCUGUGGAUUUUAAACAUUUUGCACUCGGAGAGAAUGAGAUUUCCUUGGUGAUAAAUGAAUAGCCCUUAUGCCCAACAUGAGCUGGAGCUUUUUAACCCGUCUUUUAGAAGAAAUUCACAAUCACUCCACCUUUGUGGGGAAGGUGUGGCUCACGGUUCUGAUCAUCUUCAGGAUAGUCCUGACAGCAGUGGGAGGGGAGUCUAUCUAUUCGGAUGAACAGAGCAAGUUCAUGUGCAACACCAAGCAGCCGGGCUGCGACAAUGUCUGCUACGAUGCCUUUGCCCCUCUUUCCCACGUCCGCUUUUGGGUCUUCCAGAUCAUCAUGAUAUCUGCCCCUUCUGUAAUGUAUCUCGGCUACGCUAUACACAGGAUCGCCAGGUCGGCAGAAGAAGAUCGCCGGCACCAUUCAUGUAGGAAGAAAAAGUCGUUUUCCAAAUGGCGGCCAGGCCAAAAUGCUGAGGACCCGGAAGCCGAAGAAGAAGAACCUAUGAUAUACGAUGGCCCAUCUGAGCCAGAGAAGGUGGAAAGCAAAGAAAAGGAAACGAAAAAGCACGACGGUCGGAGGCGCAUCAAAGAGGAGGGGUUGAUGAAAAUUUAUGUUUUCCAGUUGGUAUCAAGGGCCAUUUUUGAAGUGAGUUUUUUGGUAGGCCAAUACUUCUUAUAUGGGUUUCGAGUCAAGGCCUAUUUCGAGUGCAGCACUAACCCGUGCCCCCAUAAGGUCGACUGCUUUGUUUCACGACCAACGGAGAAGACGGUUUUCCUUCUAAUAAUGUAUGUGGUGAGUUGCCUUUGCUUGUUCCUUAAUGUCUGUGAGAUGUUGCAUCUCGGCGUUGGAACCCUGCGGGACGCUAUCCGCAACAGGAGAACUCCUAGAAACAAGCAGGCCCCGUACAAUUAUUCUUAUCCGAAGAACAUCACUUGUCCUCCAGAAUACAACAUGGUGGUCAAGUCGGACAAAUCUACCAAAAUCCCAGUAGGCCUAAUGGCUCAUGAGCAGAACUUGGCCAACGUUGCUCAGGAACAAAACUGCCCCAGUGACAACGCCCCUUCUGACCUGUCUGCUUUGCAUAAACAUUUGAGCAUUGCUCAGGAACAAUUAGAUAUAGCCUUUCAGAACUAUAAUACUCACGUCAACGGCCAGCCGUCCAGGACGAGCAGUCCGGCUUCUGGUGGGACGGUGGUGGAGCAGAACCGAGCCAACACCGCUCACGAAAAGCAAGGAGCCAAGCCCAAAUGCGGCUCAGACAAGGGUAGUACCAGCAGUAAAGAAGGAAAAACCUCCGUAUGGAUAUAAACCGAACACUAAUUGCUGUAAAUAGGCUGGUAUCGUAAGGCCCAAUAGAACCAAGGCACAGAGUCACUGGGGUUCAUCUAUCAACACUGGGCAAAUUUGCCCGUGGGCAGUAACUAAUAGCAACCAGUGAUCGGCUUUUUUCAGCCAGCUGCAAGUAGAACAAUGAAUGCAACAAUUUGAUUGGUUGCCAUGAGUUACUGCCCAUGGGCAAAUUUGCCCAGUGUUGGUAAAUGACCCCCAUUUUUUUUUUUUUUACAUUUUUUAACAAAAUACCAGGGUUUUUAUAUUAUUUCAUAUGUAACAGGAUUCCUGGGUGGUUAUAAGCAGACCGCCAUUUUGAUUCACCAUUGAGAACUUUUACUGGUGGCUGGGCGGAACCCAAGCUUCUGAGGGCAAUAACAUUCAAUAUCUUCUUCCAAAAUGCUCCUUUCUUCUUCUCAGAGACCGGAAAGUGAACUGAAAUAUCCAUUGGAUGGAACAUGGAUGGGAAGCGCCACCAACGUUGGCCUUUGGCCUUUGUCUUGUAACAAAUGGGCUUUACUGUACUGACUAUGUUAUUGUGUUAAUGUGUUUAACAGGUUAAUGACUGUAUUAUCACAGUCUUUUAGUCGUUAUAAAACCAAAAACGCUUUUCUACUUACUCUUCCCAAUCUCAGAAGGACAAAUGCCAAAUAGUAAAUAGCCUGUGUUUUACUUGAAGCUGAAAUUAAAAUGUGCAUAUCCUUGGCCAA
Molecule: messenger RNA, 2560 nt
Organism: Xenopus tropicalis (tropical clawed frog)
Lineage: Eukaryota; Metazoa; Chordata; Amphibia; Anura; Pipidae
Gene: gjc2
Product: gap junction protein gamma 2
Exons: 2
Coding region: 603-1829 (408 amino acids)
Biological process (GO): transmembrane transport; cell communication
Cellular component (GO): plasma membrane; connexin complex; gap junction
Source: RefSeq, a predicted model, not a curated record